AUGCAAAACUUGAAAUUCCCUGACUACAUAGGCUCAAGGAUCUACGUCACAGUCACACAUGCUCGCAUGCUCGUGGGAACGUUAGUAGCCACCGACUCAGAGCUCAAUUUACUGUUGGAUGAUGUCGAGGAGAUAACCGGUGAUUCUUGUCGGAAACUGGGGCUAAUUAGCGUCCCGCAAGCUACAAUUCAAUCAAUAAAAGUGGAAACCGCACAACUAGAAAACCUAGAGAAAUCUAAGCAGCUCUGGUCUCACGAAAUUGUAUAG
This is a messenger RNA of Lachancea nothofagi CBS 11611, 267 nucleotides long. The record is from the annotation of a GenBank genome assembly. NCBI's taxonomy places the organism in Eukaryota, Fungi, Ascomycota, Saccharomycetes, Saccharomycetales, Saccharomycetaceae.